Molecule: messenger RNA, 2328 nt
Organism: Pleurotus ostreatus (oyster mushroom)
Lineage: Eukaryota; Fungi; Basidiomycota; Agaricomycetes; Agaricales; Pleurotaceae
Gene: PEP7
Product: carboxypeptidase Y-deficient
Exons: 8
Coding region: 1-2328 (775 amino acids)
Molecular function (GO): metal ion binding
Source: RefSeq, a predicted model, not a curated record
AUGCCAGAGAAACUGCUUUCAGACUCGCAGCAGGUCCCAUACCAGGCUUACAAGUCGAAGAGACACUCCAGAAACCUUUCGAAUCCCACCCAUGUGCUGAAUGGCUUUGCGAGCAACGGCGUUGCGCUUGCAGUUCCACGACCACGGCCGUCAAGCUUCAUGGGGACGCCUUCGAGCUUCGGGUCGGCGGAAUUUGGCACGGAGGACAAAGUAGAGAUUGCAGUCAUUGAACCAAAGGACGAUGCUCUGGAGCUGCCUGAACCGACGAACGGCACUGCGACCCCGCCAGUCAAGGACAACGAAGUACCGCCUAUCUCUCCGACGGGACCCCUGCCAUUAGCUUUGAACGUGGAUAGAAGCAAGGGAAUAGUAGUAGAGACGACGCUGAAGGAACAAGGGAUGCCGCCGACUGACGAUACGACGCCUCCAACCUCACCGCUUCCCAUCCCGCAGACGCCGACAUCGACGCCAUCGUCUCUGGCUUCGUCUCCUUCGAACGAGUCCUCCACUGCGAGCUCAUCGACCCCUACAAAGUCGCCCCAGCCCCCGGGCAAGCGGAUAUCCACGUUUCGGCGUGUCCCUCUUCGUCCGUCUCGAGCACCUUUACCUUCGUCCCCUUUGCGCCCAGCCGGGGCCUUGCCUUCGGCGGGCCGAGUCCUAUCGUCCUCGUCGUCCCGAACGGCCGUCGAUCAUGGUGCACCCUCAGCAGAACCCCGCAGUCGCGUCACUUCGCCUACCCCAGGCCCGCCCAUCCCUGCCAAAGACGAAGUCGCCCCAUCUCUGUCACAAGCGGCCUCGACGCCAAGUUCGAGUUCACAUCCCGUCGGGCCCAACCUUCAUGUGCAAACCAACAUCGCCCGACCCGCCUCCGAUGCUACAGCACCUAUAGUCCCGCCCACGAGAGGAUCGUCUCUCAACCAGACUUCUUCAACACCUCCGCCUCCGCCUCCGCCUCCAGCACAACUCCAAUCUCGUCCGUCUUCCUCCUCAACGCCCAUUUCCUCCGCCCCGACAUCGCCGCGCCCGGUCAUGUCCUCGCUGCCUUCGCGUAUCCAAGCCCCCUACCGACCGGGAUUCCAGCCUAAAGGCGUGUAUCGACCGCGGACGGAUGAAUUCUUCGACGCACGUCGCGAAGCACACAACAGCGGCUCGCUUCGUAUUGAGAGAACCAAGUUAGAGCGUCGUCUGGAGAAGUUGAUUGCGUUGCAUUUUCCUGAGAAGGAGGAACAGCACGCUCUGCAGAGACCUUCCGCGGGCAAUCAUAGACGGUCCUCAUUCUUUGACUUGGAUCUAUCAGAUUUGAAGAGUAUGGACCCUAGUGGGUUGUGGAAAAACAUGAUGAUGCAAGGGACGAGUAGUAUCGGAGGCAAGGGUGAUAUCAGAGCCGCUGAGCAACGGAUCACUCCUUGGGAAGAUGAUUCCGCUGUGAACAAGUGCCCUCUAUGCAGAGCUUCCUUCCACCCUUUAACGAACAGAAAACACCACUGUCGACUGUGCGGACAGAUCGUGUGCGCUCUGCCCGUGAAGAACCCCCAGCGGCCCGUGACCUGCUCCCUCCUCUUCGUCGUAGACAAGAACACGCGGAUGAUAGAGGAGGUCAGCGAGGGCGUCGAUUACGGGGUACGGAAGAGGCGCACUUCGACGGUUGAUGCGAAAGGGAGUAAAGGUGGUAGUUUGCAGGAUGAAGAGGAGAAGUUCCUGAAGGGCGUGAGGAUGUGUCGGACGUGUAGGCCUAUAUUGACGAGACAGCAGUAUCAACAAGAAUCGACGCAUGUGCCUGCUUUUGUUCGCCUCUACGAUAUGUUCAUAACCCUGGAGAAAGAGAUAGAAGCCUCGCUACCCCAAUUUGAAGAGCUCUUGCUUAGUCUCACCACGGACGAUCACCCCACGAAAGAGGCUAUGGCAGCGCGGAAACGACUGCUCGAGGCAUUCGCACAGUACGAUGCGCUGUCGAAGCGGAUACGAAACCUGCCAUGUCCGUCAGGCCCAGGUAGCUCACAGGACCGUGUUCAGAUGGCUGUGAUGACUCGCGCGAAUCUAUUCCUGCAGAAACAUAUGUUCCCGCUGCAGACGAUACCCAAGAAGUCCAAACCCUCAUCAUCUACACCAACACCGACGCGAGAGAACGGCGCCGCAAUCGAUCCUGAUUCGAAGCUCGCGCUGGCUCUCCAACCACUACUUGAGCAAGAGGCCCUGCUCGAAUCCUUCAUUGAAGAGGCGAACGCCCACCGCAAAUUCGAAGAUGUGAAGACAUUGCAGGCGAACUUGAAGGAGAUUAGAACAGAGAUCGACAGGAUAGUUGCUAAUUCUGGAGACCACCCUCGUUGA